AUGGCACUUGUUAAUGGAAAUGAGAACUCAGACUUGGAUGAGAUCUGCACAAAGCCAGCGCAGGUGCAAGCCAUAAUCGGCGAGACUCACUCUUCAGUAUCCAUGGCUAUUGCACAGAGUAUAGGACCUUUUAGCAUUCCCUUAUUUCUAGAAAAUCUUAAAAGAGUACAUUUUAAAACCAAAGAGGGUGAAGAAGUGUUUUUUGAUAAAAAUGGUGACCCUGCAGCCAAGUAUGAAAUAAUUAAUUGGCAAAUGAAUAAAGAGCUUAAAUAUGUUGGAUUUUAUGACUCAUCCAUAUUUGGUCAUGAUCGAUUAAUAGUAAAUAUGACCUCUAUUUUAUGGGCACAAAAUACCAACAAGAUGCCAAAAUCAGUCUGCAGUGAGAGCUGUCCUCCGGGCACAAGGAAAGCUGCACAGAAAGGAAAACCUAUCUGCUGCUUUGAUUGCAUACCAUGUGCUGAAGGAGAGAUCAGUAAUAUGACAGAUUCCGUUGAAUGUAAUCAAUGCUAUCAAGAAUACUGGUCAAAUUCUCAGAGAGAUCAAUGUAUCAAGAAGGAAACUGAAUAUUUGUCCUAUCAGGAAACUAUGGGAAUUUUGCUGACAUCUGUUUCUAUAUUUGGAGCCUUCAUGACAGCGGUAAUCGCAAUCAUAUUAUUUAGACAUAAAAAUACCCCCAUAGUCAAAGCUAACAACUCUGAGCUGAGCUUCCUGCUGCUCUUCUCUCUGACUCUGUGUUUCCUUUGUUCACUGACUUUUAUUGGUCAACCCUCUAGUUGGUCCUGUAUGCUGCAACAGACAGCAUUUGGGAUCACCUUCGUUCUUUGCAUCUCCUGUGUACUGGGGAAAACAAUAGUGGUGUUAAUGGCUUUCAGGGCUACACUUCCAGGCAGUAAUGUCAUGAAAUGGUUUGGGCCUCCACAGCAAAGGCUUAGUGUUAUUACUUUUACUCUUAUACAAGUCUUUAUUUGUGUGAUUUGGUUGACAGUAUCUCCUCCGUUCCCCUUUAAAAACCUAAAGAGCUACAAGGAAAAGAUAAUUUUAGAAUGUAAUGUGGGCUCACCUAUUGGUUUCUGGGCUGUGUUGGGCUAUAUAGGGUUUUUGGCUAUUUUAUGCUUUGUUUUGGCUUUCCUGGCACGAAAGUUACCUGAUAAUUUUAAUGAAGCCAAAUUUAUCACAUUUAGUAUGCUGAUGUUCUGUGCAGUGUGGAUCACUUUCAUUCCAGCUUAUGUCAGCUCUCCUGGAAAAUUCACUGUAGCUGUGGAGAUAUUUGCAAUUUUAGCAUCAAGCUUUGGCUUGCUAUUCUGUAUAUUCUUUCCAAAGUGUUACAUAAUAAUACUCAAACCUGAGAAGAAUACUAAAAAACAACUCAUGGGGAAAAUGUAA
Clarias gariepinus (North African catfish) is the source of this 1383-nucleotide messenger RNA. Its product is annotated as extracellular calcium-sensing receptor-like. NCBI's taxonomy places the organism in Eukaryota, Metazoa, Chordata, Actinopteri, Siluriformes, Clariidae. Gene Ontology annotation, biological process: G protein-coupled receptor signaling pathway. The record is from RefSeq and is a predicted model, not a curated record. Gene Ontology annotation, cellular component: membrane. The coding region runs from base 1 to 1383 and encodes 460 amino acids. The transcript has 4 exons. Gene Ontology annotation, molecular function: G protein-coupled receptor activity.